GGAGCCAUGUGCACAACAAGACUCUUCACCCUGGUCCUGGUGGUGCAGCCACCCCGCGUCCUCCUGGGCAUGAAGAAGCGGGGCUUUGGAGCCGGGCUGUGGAACGGCUUCGGGGGCAAGGUGCAGCCAGGGGAGAGCAUCGAGGAGGCUGCUCGCAGGGGAGCCUACUUCUUACACAGGGAGCUUCUGGAGGAGAGUGGACUGACUGUGGACACCUUGCAGAAGAUGGGGCAGAUCACGUUUGAAUUCGUGGGCAACUCUGAACUCAUGGAAGUUCACAUCUUCCGGGCAGAUGAUUUUCAUGGAGAACCAACAGAAAGCGAUGAAAUGCGUCCACAGUGGUUUCAGCUGGAUGAGGUGCCCUUCAGUCACAUGUGGGCAGAUGACAGCUAUUGGUUUCCUCUGCUGCUUCAGAAAAAGUUGUUUCGUGGCUAUUUUAAGUUCCAGGGACAAGACACUAUCCUGGAGCACACUCUGAAAGAAGUGGAGGAAGUUUAA
Messenger RNA from Merops nubicus (carmine bee-eater), 498 nucleotides. RefSeq names its product nudix (nucleoside diphosphate linked moiety X)-type motif 1 (gene NUDT1). Gene Ontology annotation, molecular function: 8-oxo-7,8-dihydroguanosine triphosphate pyrophosphatase activity. The record is from RefSeq and is a predicted model, not a curated record. Gene Ontology annotation, biological process: DNA protection. Lineage: Eukaryota; Metazoa; Chordata; Aves; Coraciiformes; Meropidae. The coding region runs from base 7 to 498 and encodes 163 amino acids. The transcript is spliced from 3 exons.